Molecule: messenger RNA, 1533 nt
Organism: Cotesia glomerata
Lineage: Eukaryota; Metazoa; Arthropoda; Insecta; Hymenoptera; Braconidae
Product: serine protease inhibitor swm-1-like
Exons: 4
Coding region: 153-695 (180 amino acids)
Source: RefSeq, a predicted model, not a curated record
CUUGAUAAUGAAUAUAAAUUGCAUGUAUUAAGUAAAUACAAAUAAUCAACAUUGUAUCUCCGUAUAAAUGACUGAUUAACAUACCGUUUUUCACUAUUUAAUGGAAAAAAACUCACAGCUGUUAUUACUCGACGUCGAUAAAAUUUCACGACAUGACAUUAAAAUUAAUAUUGAAAAUAUUAAUCUCAAUCUCUCUGAUAUCACUAAUCAACAGCAAAUCUGUAACACUGCCCGGAAAUUGUGCAACUCCUUGUACAGGUGGCAAACAUGAUAUUUGUGUCUCCUGUGCCAAUAAUUGUGAAAAGACAUGUUGGGAUCCGGAUGGCCCAGAUUCUUGUUCUGCUGAAGGCAAAUUAAAUUCAUGUGAAUGUCAGCCUGGUUACGUCCGUGGACCUGAUAAAAAAUGUAUAUUACUUCAAGAUUGUCCCUCAAACUUUUCUAAAAUCAAGCAAAAGUGUCCACCUUGCAUGGGUGGUCCUCAUGAUAAAUGUGUUACAUGUGCUAGUGGAUGUCCUUUGACUUGUCAAAGUUUACCAACUCCCGCUGUUCACCGUUUUUGUACACAGCCUUGCAAAAAAAAUUCAUGUGAAUGCGAAUACGGAUAUGUACGCGACAAUCUUGGCUGGUGCAUCAAAUCUGAAUACUGUCCAAACUUAAACGAUGAUAGCAGUUAUUAUUAUGAUGAUUAUUAUUGAAAAUAUCGUUCAUUUUGGAAUUUCAUUUGGAAAACUGUAUUUAGACACUUUUUAUUUAACCGAGACUAUAUAUAAAAAGUUAAAAUAUAGGAUUAAAAUCUAAUACAAGUGAUUUAAUCUAAAGAAAAGUAAACUGAAACCAGAUUAGAUAAAAUCUGUCGCCUCAGGUACUAAUUCUUAGAGGUGAAAUAGAAGAAAAGUGUCAGUGUCUAAAAUAAUAAAAUCAUUAUAAAUAGUGUUACUGAACAAACAUAAUAAUACGACUGGCGUGCUCUGGCACGCGCUUGGCAGGUGUUUAUAUUAUUCUAGCUAUUUAAUGCUACGCACUGCUACCCGCACGAUUACAAAGAUAAAAUUCAACUCGCUGUAAUUAUUACCGUCUAGCUUACGUAUAACAUGUGCAAUCAACGGAUUUUCAAUUUUGACGUAGUAUUUUUUUUUUUUUAAUUUAGUAAAGUGUAUUUUAGAAAACAUUUUUCCAUUUUAUAGCAUCAGUUUAUUAUUUAAUUUCAAACUAAGAACAAUUUUUUAACCAGAAUUUAUUUAAAAAAAAUAAAUAAAUAAACGAUCUACAUAUUUAUUGUAUCACCCAUGAAUAUUUAUUGCAGUCACGUGGCGGGCACACGCUUACAACUUCAUCCUAACAACAAACUUCCGUCACUUUUCCAAGCCGGAAAUGAAUUAAUGUUACUAAUAAAACCAAAAAAGACUAUUUAAUAUGUAAUACGAAUAUCACACCUGGUGUUUUUUACAUAACAUAAAUUUCUGACUUUUUGUAAUUAAAAGGUCAUACUGACUUUUUAUUUUUGUGGAAUUAUUCUUAUACGCUUAUAUUUUA